Messenger RNA from Carassius carassius (crucian carp), 3509 nucleotides. Its product is annotated as zinc finger protein 271-like. The transcript has 2 exons. Lineage: Eukaryota; Metazoa; Chordata; Actinopteri; Cypriniformes; Cyprinidae. The coding region runs from base 120 to 3002 and encodes 960 amino acids. The record is from RefSeq and is a predicted model, not a curated record.
UUGAAUAAGUUCAGUAAAUACCUGUAAUAUUUAUCGUCUUCACAUCGUGACUAAGUUCUGAAGCGAACAGGAAUAUCUGGAGGAGUUUAUCAUCUGAACUGAGAUCUGCUGCUGUGAAGAUGGAGUUUGUGAAAGAGGAGAGAGAAGAGAACACGAGUGAACCAGAAACCUUCACAAUAAAACAAGAGGAAACAGAAAUAAAACACGAGGAACCAGAAACCUGGAGAAUAAAACACGAGGAAACAGAAACCUGGAGAAUAAAACACGAGGAACCAGAAAUAAAACACGAGGAGCCAGAAACAUUGAGAAUAAAACAAGAGGAACCAGAAACUUUGAGAAUAAAACACGAGGAACCAGAAACUUUGAGAAUAAAACACGAGGAACCAGAAAUAAAACACGAGGAACAAGGAGAGUUCAUUGAAGAAAAAGAGGAAAAUGAAGAAUCAAGUGAAGUUGAGGAGAAAAAAAAUGUCAAAACUGGUGGAAAACCUUUGAGUUGCUCUCAAACCAAACAAAAAGAUUUAAAGAAAAAAAGAGUUAAGAAAUCUUUCACCUGCACUCAGUGUGAAAAGAGUUUCACACAUAAAUCAAAUCUUAAUCGUCACAUGAGAGUUCAUACUGGAGAGAAACCAUUAACCUGUGACCAACGUGGGAACAGUUUCACACAAUCAUCAAACCUUAAGGAUCACAUGAACAUCCACACUAGAGAGAAGCAGCACGCAUGUGAUCAAUGUGGUAAAAUGUUUUUAUGGGCUUCACUUCUGAAAAAACACUUAAAAGUUCAUUCAAAGACGAAGCCACAUUCAUGUCAUUUGUGUGGUAAGAGUUAUUUGCAUCUACAAAGUUUGAAAGAACAUCAGAAAAUACAUACUGGUGUGAGAGAGUACGUGUGCUUUGGGUGUGAAAAGACUUUUAGUUCAGCAAGUAGAUUAAAACGGCAUGAGAGGAUUCACACUGGAGAGAAACCUUAUAAGUGUUCACACUGUGACAAGAGUUUCAAUGUCUCAUCAAGUCUGAAAACACAUGAGAGGAUUCACACUGGAGAGAAACCUUACAAGUGUUUAAUCUGUGACAAGAGAUUCAGUCAAACAGGAGAUCUAAAAAACCAUGAGAGGAUUCACACUGGAGAGAGACCUUUUAAGUGUUCACAUUGUGACAAGAGAUUCACUUGGUCAACACAUUUGAAAAUACAUGAGAGGAUCCACACUGGAGAGAAACCUUAUAAGUGUUCACACUGUGACAAGAGAUUCAGAGUGUCAUCAAGUCUGAAAACACAUAAGAGGAUCCACACUGGAGAGAAACCUUACAAGUGUUCACACUGUGACAAGAGAUUCGGUGUGUCAUCAAGUCUGAAAACACAUGAGAGAAUUCACACUGGAGAGAAACCUUACAUGUGUUCACACUGUGACAAGAGAUUCAGAGAUAUAUCAAGUCUGAAAACACAUGAGAUGAUUCACACUGGAGAGAAACCUUACAUGUGUUCACACUGUGACAAGAAAUUCAGUCAGACAAGAGAUCUGAAAAAUCAUGAGAGGAUCCAUACUGGAGAGAAACCUUACAAGUGUUCAGACUGUGACAAGAGAUUCAGCCAGUCAAGAGAUCUGAAAAUACAUGAGAGGAUUCACACUGGAGAGAAACCUUUUAAGUGUUCACACUGUGAGAAGCGAUUCAGUCAGUUAGCAAAUCUGAAAACACAUGAGAAAAUGCACGCUGGAGAGAAACCUUAUAAGUGUUUAAUCUGUGACAAGAGAUUCAGUCAGACAACAAUUCUGAAAAACCAUGAGAGGAUUCACACUGGAGAGAAACCUUUUAAGUGUUCACAUUGUGACAAGAGAUUCAGUUGGUCAACACAUUUGAAAAGACAUGAGAGGAUCCACACUGGAGAGAAACCUUAUAAGUGUUCACACUGUGUCAGGAAAUUCAGUCUUUCAGCAAGUCUGAAAAUACAUGAGGUGAUCCAUACUGGAGAGAAACCUAAUAAGUGUUCACACUGUGACAAGAGAUUUAGUGAUUUAUCACAUCUGAAAACACAUGAGAAGAUUCACACUGGAGAGAAACCUAAUAAGUGUUCACACUGUGACAAGAAAUUCCGUCGUUCAGUAGAUCUGAAAACACAUGAGAGGAUUCACACUGGAGAGAAACCUUACAAGUGUUCACACUGUGAAAAGAGAUUCAGUGUGUCAUCAACUCUGAAAAGACAUGAGAGGAUUCACACUGGAGAGAAACCUUACAAGUGUUCACACUGUGUCAGGAAAUUCAGUCUAUCAGCAAGUCUGAAAAAACAUGAGUGGAUUCACACUGGAGAUAAACCUUACAAGUGUUCACACUGUGACAAGAGAUUCAGUGUGUCAUCGAGUCUAAAAAUACAUAAGAGGAUCCACACUGGAGAGAAACCUUAUAAGUGUUCACACUGUGACAAGAGAUUCAGUGUGUCAUCGAGUCUAAAAACACAUAAGAGGAUCCACACUGGAGAGAAACCUUAUAAGUGUUCACACUGUGUCAGGAAAUUCAGUCUUUCAGCAAGUUUGAAAAAACAUGAGUGGAUUCACACUGGAGAGAAACCUUACAAGUGUUCACACUGUGACAAGAGAUUCAGUGUGUCAUCAAUUCUGAAAAUACAUGAGGUGAUUCACACUGGAGAGAAACCUUACAAGUGUUCACACUGUGACAAGAAAUUCCGUCGUUCAGUAGAUCUGAAAACACAUGAGAGGAUUCACACUGGAGAAAAACCUUACAAGUGUUCACACUGUGACAAGCGAUUCAGUGUGUCAUCGACUCUGAAAAGACAUGAGAGGAUUCACACUGGAGAGAAACCUUACAAGUGUUCACACUGUGUCAGGAAAUUCAGUCUAUCAGCAAGUCUGAAAAAACAUGAGAGGAUUCACACUGGAGAGAAACCUUACAAGUGUUCACACUGUGACGAGAAAUUCAGUCAUCCAUCAAAUCUGAAAAGACAUGAGAGGAUUCACACUGGAGAGAAAGUAGAUCACCGCAAUGUAUGAGGGAAGUGUUCCAUUAAGUCAUCUGUUAUACACAGUCAUGCAAAAUCCAACCACAGUAAGGCCCCGUACACGCGGAGACGCAUUUAGUUGUAUAUGUAAAUAUUUUGUAUGGUAUAUACGUUUCAUCCAGACUGAUCCAGCAUUCGGGGGAAUGAAAACCCUAUUAAAAAAAAAAAAAAAAAAAACGGGUCCCAGAGUGGAUAAAUCUGAAAAUGACACCUUUGGGUUUUUGUGUACUGCCAAUUCAUCUAUUUUGUAAAACAAUGAUGUCAUCACCCCACGUCUCGACCAUAGUCCGACACUGCUACAUCAUUUAACACGAUUUAACAAUGGAGGACUACAUGUUUGUGUUCAUGCUGCAGAAACUACUGAGCCUGUAAGCUUGACUAAACUUACUAGUAGAGCUGCACGAUAUUGGAAAAAAAACUCACAUCGUGAUAAUGUUUCUGUGAUGUAUAUUGCGAUAUGGAAAAAAAAUCACUAGAUGACUUGAACAGCUCUAUUUGG